This is a messenger RNA of Arachis duranensis, 2251 nucleotides long. RefSeq lists its product as uncharacterized. The record is from RefSeq and is a predicted model, not a curated record. Gene Ontology annotation, molecular function: cyclase activity. NCBI's taxonomy places the organism in Eukaryota, Viridiplantae, Streptophyta, Magnoliopsida, Fabales, Fabaceae. Gene Ontology annotation, biological process: sesquiterpene biosynthetic process. The transcript is spliced from 3 exons. Bases 312 to 1973 code for a protein of 553 amino acids.
CAUUGUUUGGUUUCUUACAUAUAGAUAACAAGAAACCUGCACCCACCAAAUGGAAUUUAGAAUUUUCAAUAGCAUGAGCUGUGUCCUUUCAUUUUCUUAUUUUCCAUUUUUGGUUGCAAGUGGCAGUUUCCUAUCUCUUUGACUCUCAUGAUUGAAAGCUGCAGCGGUUUCAUCUUUUCUGAGUUUUGUCGAAUCUGAUUCUUACUUGCUUUCAACGCCUUCUUAGUGUUUGUGAAAUUGUUCUGUAUCAUUAUAAUUGGUUAUAAGGUUCUGAUCUUGACUUGAGAAAAGCUCAGAGUACAAGUAUCAGAAUGGUUGUUGACAAUUGUAAAGAUGAAAUUGAGGAAUCUAAUGGAAGUAAUAAGGAAAUGGAGUUCGUUUCGAUAGAUUUUUCAACUUCAAGAAGAACGUUGCUGAGCAGCGAAAAUCCCCAGAAGAAAUUCCAGGGCACCUUGAGUUCCAUUCCCAAUAGGCUCAAUCUCUUCAAAUUUGGUUCUGCAUCUGCGAAAUUCAAGCGGCUUGCAACCUCGAAAGACCAGAUUUCACAGGCUGUGCCUUCCCCUCAUGGCUUGAGAGGAAGGUUCAGCGGAAUGCUCUCUAAGAAACUAGAUUGGGGUUCACUCAAGAAGAUGUGCAUAGAAUGGUUUAGGGACCCAAUGAACAUUGCCCUUUUUGUGUGGAUCUUCUGCGUCGCUGUUUCGGGUGCAAUUCUAUUCCUUGUGAUGACUGGAAUGUUAAAUGCUGUGCUGCCGAAGAAGUCCCAGAGGAAUGCAUGGUUUGAAGUGAACAAUCAAAUACUCAAUGCACUGUUUACACUUAUGUGUUUAUAUCAGCACCCACAAAGAGUCUAUCACCUUGUUCUUCUGUGCCGAUGGAGUCCGAAAGAUAUCUCAAAACUUAGAAAAUUGUAUUGCAAGAAUGGAACAUAUAAGCCUCAUGAGUGGGCACACAUGAUGGUGGUGGUGAUUCUCCUUCAGUUAAACUGUUUUUCUCAAUAUGCACUUUGCGGUCUAAAUUUGGGGUACAAAAGAUCUGAGCGCCCAGCCAUAGGAGUCGGAAUAUGUAUGUCUUUUUCGAUUGGUGCAGCUGCGACUGCUGGUCUAUAUACCAUUCUUAGCCCUCUUGGUAGAGAUUAUGAUUCUCCAACAGACGAAGAAGCGCAGGUUCGAAUAUCUCCUGCUCAAAAGCCACAGGUGAAAACAUUUGAGAAGAAAUAUUCAUUUGCAACCCAUGAUCGUCAAAGGGUAAUUGAAACUAGACCUCAGUGGAGUGGAGGAAUACUUGACCUUUGGGAUGAUAUUUCUCAGGCUUAUCUAUCACUUUUCUGCACUUUUUGUGUCUUCGGGUGGAAUAUGGAGAGACUAGGCUUUGGAAAUAUGUUUGUUCAUAUUGCCACUUUUAUGCUGUUUUGUAUGGCUCCUUUCUGGAUUUUUAUAUUGGCUGCUGUUAAUAUUGGGGAUGAUACUGUUAGGCAGGCUCUAGUAGCUACUGGGAUUCUUUUGUGCUUUCUUGGUUUACUUUAUGGUGGAUUUUGGAGGAUCCAAAUGAGGAAAAGGUUCAAUUUGCCUGCUUAUGACUUCUGCUUUGGUAAGGCUUCGGCUUCUGAUUGCGUACUUUGGCUAUGCUGUUGCUGGUGCUCUCUUGCUCAAGAAGUUAGGACUGGGAAUACCUAUGAUGUUGUGGAGGAAAAAUUCUCCUUGAAAGAAACUGAUAUUGGUGAACAACCACCGAUUUCUCCUUUGCCGCGCGAAGAUGUUGCAUCUCCCAACUCCGGCACAAGUUCUCCUCUGGGUACCAACUCUUCCCCUUCUAUGAUCAAACCACCUAGCCCUCUAAGUUCAAGCAGUGUCUUCAAGGAAUAUCAUAGUCCAAACAGGCCACUAUCUACUGUAAAAGAAGAGAAUCACGAAAGACGGGAAGAGGGAAUGAUGAGCCCGCCAAUACCACCACUAUUACACAGAGAAUCUCCCUAAUCCCUGGUGUUUAAAGGCAGGGUCUUCAAAGUUCAAACCACUGCUUGCAUUUUGUAUAUGACACUGUGGGAUACUCUACUAAGUUUUUAGAACAUUCAUGUAAAUAAUUGAGUAGAUGUAUGUGUAAAGUGUGAACUUGAGGGUCUUUUUUUUCUUUCCUGAGAUUUUCUGUGUUUUUGUUCCCACAUAUGAAACACAUCUGUAAUAAUAGGCAUUAAAUAAUUGUGGAGAGGAUUAGUUAUGUUCCUUCUUAUGAGAGUGUGAAGUUAUUGCCCUAA